Marmota flaviventris (yellow-bellied marmot) is the source of this 1121-nucleotide messenger RNA. RefSeq names its product abhydrolase domain containing 11 (gene Abhd11). The record is from RefSeq and is a predicted model, not a curated record. Gene Ontology annotation, biological process: lipid metabolic process. Gene Ontology annotation, cellular component: mitochondrion. NCBI's taxonomy places the organism in Eukaryota, Metazoa, Chordata, Mammalia, Rodentia, Sciuridae. Gene Ontology annotation, molecular function: carboxylic ester hydrolase activity.
GCGUGGGCAGGCCGUCCCCUGCGAGGUGCGUGCCGGGUAGUAGCCGGCAUGCUCUGCUGGGCCCGAUCCUGCAGGCUUCCCCGUGGGGCGCUCGGUCCCUCCACUCCCAGCUUCUCGAGGGUGCCCGUCAUACGCAGCAGCAGCAAAGGCCAAAGGGAGGGCAAGCCGAGGCCGCUACCGCUGUCCUACAGGCUUCUGGACGGGGAGACGACCCUCCCGGCUAUAGUCCUUCUGCAUGGGCUUUUCGGCAGCAAAACCAACUUCAACUCCAUUGCCAAGGCUUUGGCCCAGCAGACAGGCCGGAGGGUGCUGACAGUAGAUGCUCGGAACCAUGGUGACAGCCCCCACAGCCCAGAUGUGAGCUAUGAGGCCAUGUGCCAGGACCUGCAGAGCCUCCUGCCCCAGCUGGACCUGGCACCUUGUGCCCUCAUUGGUCACAGUAUGGGAGGAAAGACAGCCAUGCUGCUGGCGCUCCAGAGGCCAGAGCUGGUAGAACGGCUGAUUGCAGUGGACAUCAGCCCAGUGAAGACCACAGGCACCUCAAAGUUUGCGACCUACGUGGCUGCCAUGAAGUCCAUAGACAUCCCAGAUAAGAUGCCCCGCUCCCAGGCUCGAAAAUUGGCCGAUAAGCAACUCAGCCAUGCCGUCCAGGACAUGGCCAUGCGGCAGUUCCUGCUCACCAACCUGGUGGAGGUAGAUGGGCACUUCCAAUGGAGAGUGAACUUGAAUGCCCUGGCUGAGCACUUGGAUGAGAUUAUGAACUUCCCACCACAACAGGAACCCUAUUCUGGGCCAACUCUCUUCCUCCUUGGUGGAAGUUCCCAUUAUGUGUGUCCCAGUCACCACCCUGAGAUUAGACGACUCUUUCCUGGCGCCCGGAUACAGACAGUGCCUAACGCCAACCACUGGGUUCAUGCUGACCGCCCCCAGGACUUCAUGGCUGCUGUCCAAAGCUUCUUGGUCUAAGAGGUGCUGCCUGCAAGAGGAGCAGGAGGUCCCAGGCUUCGUGUCCUUGCAGCCUGUUCAUGUUGCCACACAGGACUCGGGCGCGUACUGAGAGGGCACGGGGGUGUGCAGUGGCGAGGCCUCCAGGUUUAAUGAAUAAAGACAAUUCCCCAAAA